This is a messenger RNA of Dermatophagoides pteronyssinus (European house dust mite), 634 nucleotides long. RefSeq lists its product as uncharacterized. Gene Ontology annotation, cellular component: plasma membrane. Gene Ontology annotation, molecular function: type 1 cannabinoid receptor binding. Gene Ontology annotation, biological process: negative regulation of signaling receptor activity. The record is from RefSeq and is a predicted model, not a curated record. Lineage: Eukaryota; Metazoa; Arthropoda; Arachnida; Sarcoptiformes; Pyroglyphidae.
CAUCAAACUCCAAGGAAUUCCAGCAUUUUACAAACAAAACGCAAUUUUUGAUGAUGAAAAAAUUAUUUUGCUCAAUAUUUAUUGUCGAUCUUGGUAAUGGACAAAAUCUAAAUUCUCGAAUGAUAUAUUUUAAGAAUGAUGGAACAAGAUUUCAACAGGAAGGAACAACAACAACAAAUCCCUGUUCAUCAACAACAUUAAAAUUAUCGAAUCAGAAUAGAUAUCGUUUUCGAAUUGUAUUGAAAUCGAUUCCAUCAACAAUCAGUGCUGUUCGAAUCAAUGAUCAGCAAAUAUCAUAUGAAUCCCAUCAACAAGAAAAUAAUGCUGAAUUAUCAUUUGAAAUGGAUAUGAAACAAAUAAACCAUAUUGAUCAUAAUCAUAAUCAUAAUGGUCAUCGAAUACGUUUAACAAUACAUAUUGAUUUUAGCGAUUAUCAUCAUUUGAAUAUUGAUAUUCAGGUUAAAUUAUACAACCAGAAUGAUUCACAUCUUACAUGGGGACAAAUAUUUCGUUCAAUGAUGGCCGAAGCAGAGCUAUUAACAACAACAACAACAAUGAAUGAACAAAAUUAUAUAAUAACAAGGAUGAAUUUUUUAUCAAUUUAAAAAAUUACAAAAAAAAUUACAAAAAUUGA